CUCAUUUUUUUAAGAAAAAAAAGACUAUUUCGUGAACAUGUCAUAAAGGAUUUUAGGAUCCAACCACAGAUUCGUGUUUCUUUUUCAUCUUUUCGGGUUGUUAUGUUUGUAACUGCACUUUUUUUUAGUUCUUUUAAGUGUUUGAACUCUGUCGGCUUUCUCAUUUUAGUCUCGUUUCCAAAGAAAUGCUAAAAUCCAUGACCAGCAGCAGCGACGACCACCUCGUCUCUCUGAUCGUAUCCUCCACCGGAAAAUCCCACCUCCGUCAGAUUCACGCCGUCUUACUCCGCACCUCCUUGAUCAGAAACUCCGACGUUUUCCACCACUUCCUCUCCCGUCUCGCUCCCCGUGACCUCGACUACUCCCGAAAGGUUUUCUCCCACAGGACCAACCCAACCCUCUCUCACUGCAACACCAUGAUCAGAGCCUUCUCCCUCAGCCAAACCCCCCGCGAAGGCUUCCUCUUGUUCCGUUCCCUGAGACGAAAACGCUUCCCUCCCGCUAACCCUCUCUCCUCCUCUUUCGCCCUCAAGUGCUGCGUCAAAUCACGCGACUUGCUCGCCGGUCUCCAGAUCCACGGCAAGAUUUUCCGCGAUGGGUUUCUCUCCGACAGCCUCCUGCUGACGACUCUGGUGGAUCUCUACUCUACAUGUGAGAACAGCGCUGAUGCUUGCAAAGUGUUCGACGAAAUUCCCAAGAGAGAUGUCGUUUCUUAUAACGUGCUCAUCACGUGUUUUCUGCGGAACAAACGUACGCGCGACGCUCUGUUUUUGUUCGAUAAGAUGAUGAGGAACGAGGUCGAUGGGUGUGUCAAACCAGACGGUGUGACGUGCUUGCUUGCUCUGCAAGCUUGCGCUAGCUUAGGCGCGCUGGAUUUCGGUAAACGAGUUCAUGAGUUUAUCGAUGGGAACGGGCUCGGUGGUGCUUUGAACUUGAACAACACUCUUGUCUCCAUGUACUCGCGCUGCGGGUCUAUGGAUGAGGCUCACGAGGUCUUUAGCCGGAUGCGGGAAAGAAACGUGGUUUCCUGGACGGCUAUGAUCACGGGUUUAGCUAUGAACGGGUUUGGGAAAGAAGCUAUCGAAGCUUUCGAGGAGAUGUUGAAGUGUGGUAUCUCUCCGGAGGAACAUACGCUGACUGGUUUGCUGUCUGCGUGUAGCCAUUCGGGUUUGGUCGAUGAAGGGAUGAUGUUUUUCGAUAGACUAAAGAGCGGCGAGUUUGAGGUGAAGCCGAAUUUGCAUCACUAUGGCUGCAUCGUUGACCUCUUGGGACGUGCUCGUCUACUCGAUGAAGCUUAUAGCCUUGUACAGUCGAUGGAGAUGAAGCCGGACUCCACUAUAUGGCGUACGCUGCUCGGUGCUUGUAGAGUCCAAGGGAAUGUGGAGCUUGGGGAACGUGUGAUCUCUCAUCUCAUCGAGCUCAAAGCCGAAGAAGCAGGAGACUACGUUCUGUUACUCAACACAUACUCUUCCGUUGGGAAAUGGGAGAAAGUGACUGAACUGCGUUCGUUGAUGAAGGAGAAAAGAAUACAUACAAAACCUGGAUGCAGUGCCAUUGAGGUACAAGGAAAGGUUCAUGAGUUUAUAGUAGACGAUGUUUCGCAUCCGCGGAAGGAAGAGAUCUAUGAGAUGCUAGCGGAGAUCAACCAGCAGCUGAAGAUUGCGGGUUACGUGGCGGAAGUAGCGUCAGAACUGCACAAUCUUGAUUCAGAGGAAGAGAAGGGACAUGCGUUGACAUACCAUAGCGAGAAGCUAGCUAUUGCCUUUGGUAUUCUUGUGACUCCACCAGGAACAACCAUUAGAGUGACCAAGAAUCUUAGAACUUGUGUUGAUUGUCAUAGUUUCGCGAAGUUUGUUUCUCGUGUUUAUGAUCGUGUUGUGAUCGUUAGAGAUCGCUCACGUUUCCAUCAUUUUAAAGGUGGGUUUUGCUCCUGUAACGACUUCUGGUGAUAUGGAUUCAGAAGAUUUGCUUCA
Messenger RNA from Raphanus sativus (radish), 1973 nucleotides. Its product is annotated as pentatricopeptide repeat-containing protein At3g47530. Gene Ontology annotation, molecular function: RNA binding; protein binding; zinc ion binding. Lineage: Eukaryota; Viridiplantae; Streptophyta; Magnoliopsida; Brassicales; Brassicaceae. The transcript has a single exon. The record is from RefSeq and is a predicted model, not a curated record. The coding region runs from base 186 to 1949 and encodes 587 amino acids. Gene Ontology annotation, biological process: RNA modification.